AUGACCGUUCGGCCCACUCUGCGCAUCGUACGCGAAGAGUCCAAUGGUAAUAUGUGGGCUACUCUUCUCAAAGCAGAAGGUAUUUCCGACUUGAAGACGUAUAUGACAGCUUCCUCGGAAACCAGCGAAUUUGGAUGGCGCUAUGGGAUCACCACAGACUUUCGUAAACAUAGAGAAAUCAAAUUCUGCAUAAUCCAAGUUGAUCUUACCGACAUCACCGCGCAUGCGAACCCUGACGCUUUCAAGUUACACUUCUCUUGCACAUUUGGAGACAGCUCCACUCUGAAUGGCGAAUUUGAUGAGACUUCUAAGUUACUCCCUCCUCUCCAGUCCUACGGCAUUUCCGUCGAGGGCCAAGUAGGACUCAUUCACAAGAUUAAUACUAUCUCCACAGCCAACGAUGGCUUCCUCGUACUUGUAACGGCGCGCGUUGACGGAAAUUUGGUGGCUGCACAUGAAGCUUUCCAUCAGUGGGUUGAGACAGCCCCCGGGAAGAUUGAAGCAACGGACUUGGCAACGGACAUACUAGUCAAGAGCAUCUCGAGUGGCGCCUUUGCUCAUACUCAGUUCAAUGCCUUUACGCGGCGGCGAAAAGAAAGAGAUUGCCAGCGUCUCUCUCACCCUCGGCCCCUGUAUGCUGCAUCAGUGGCGCUUGAAGGUCUCAAGGCUUACGGCGUUGGAGACCUGGAUGACAUUGAUCAAACAUCUUGGCGCGCCCUUGUGUCUGAUUCUAGCUGCGAGCGAGACUUCUUGGACGUGAGCGAUGAGUACGAAGAAGACAGUGAUCUCGAUCUCGAUGAAGAAGCUGUGAUUGAGGAAGUAUCCCAGGACGUGGCUAGUAUUUCGGUUUCCGGUGAUACCGCCUCUGUAGGAUCCUCUGCGUACUCGAAAGUUACAUAUGGUGAAAUCGGAGCAGCUGCUUCGCCACACGCGGCUCGGAAAUUUGUGGUCACAGGAGCUGCGUAUAAGACAUGGAAGACGUUCUUAGUUUACGUAUACACUGGGAAGAUCAAGUUCUCCACUCUCACCUCUAGGAAGUCCGGUAACUCCAAAGAUACAGAUACAUCUGAUGAGCAGUUCUAUGGUUCCCAGUGUUCGCCUAAGUCAAUGUAUCGUCUGGCUCACAAGCUUGGCAUUGAGCCAUUGAAGAGACUUGCUUUUGAAGCGAUUCGCUCUAACAUCAUAAUUGAGAAUAUAUUG
Messenger RNA from Coniophora puteana RWD-64-598 SS2, 1200 nucleotides. RefSeq lists its product as uncharacterized. The transcript has 6 exons. The record is from RefSeq and is a predicted model, not a curated record. The annotation marks the transcript as partial. Lineage: Eukaryota; Fungi; Basidiomycota; Agaricomycetes; Boletales; Coniophoraceae.